CCUCGCACAUGCCUGGUGCACUCAUUAGGGGGGAUGUGCUCGUGCAGCGUACACGUCGAGGUGCAUCCACGGCACCUUCUCUCUGUCGGUGCCACCCCUAGUUCCCUCAGUCGCGUUCCGCGGCCAAGCUGGUUCGCACGACGCUGCGAUUUCUCCUCCGGUGCCGUAGCCGUAGCCGUUGCCGUUGCCGUUGUUCUAGUCGUUGCUGAUUAACAUUGCUGCUGCUGCUGCUGCUACUACUAUUGCUGUUGCUGUUGUUGCUGUCGUUGCUGCUGCGUGUCGCGUUACAUCCCAACGUAUAUUCUUCUUCUGUGUCGUUAAUCUUUAUCCGUAUUAUCGUAAUCGUAAUAAUAAUCGUAAUAAUCGUCAAGAAGGAAGGAAAUUCCGAAGAAGGAACUAAAAGGAAAGUAACAAAGAAACAAACAAAAAAAACAAAAAAAAAAGAAAAAGAAAAGACGUGAUCGAUCUUUUGCAACCCCUUUCCUCUUCCCAGUUGUCGUCCUCAUUUUGAUCGUCGUCGUCGUCGUAGUCGUAGUCGUCGUUAGUUGGUGGUGGUGGCUCGUGGGAUCCACUUCGAUUUGAAGCAACCCCUCCCUCUCUUUUCUCGUCGUCGUUGUCCGACGUGGCGUGGCGUGGCGCGCGCGCGGCCCCGCGCGCGGGAGAUCAUGGCCGGGACAAGUUGAAGGUCACCUCUUACCGAUUAUUACCGUUCGGGGAAUACAUUAAUAUUCGCGUUGGGUUGUCGACGUCUUUAACACUAACUUUUUCUCAUUUCCCCCUUCAGUCCUCGUCCGAAAAGAGAAAGGGAGAGAAAAAGGGGAAGAAGAAGAGUGUGAAUUUUGAAGAAGACUGUUGACUGAUUAUUAUUAUUAUUAUUAUUCGUCGUGUUGUUGCUGUCACUAAUCCCCCCCGUUGAAUUCGGUAAAAUAUAACUUUUUUUUUGUUUUGAUAAACUAGUGAAAGACGAUUGAAAAUAAAAGGAGAAGAAUUGUUUUGAUAAUUGAUUCGUCCUUGAAGAUAGAAAAUAAUCGAGAUUCGACGUCUGGAAGAUUUCGUUUCGUCGAUUAUACGAAGAAAGGAACAGGAACAGGAAGAAGAAGAGGAAGAGGAAGAAGAGGAUAAGGAAGAAGGAAUCUCUUCGUGGGGGAAGAAAACAAACGACCGAUUAACUUCCGGACUGUUUCUGUAAGCUGCAAUGUAACGUGCGCCGCCUCUGGCAAUCCCGGGGGCCGAGGAGGUUUCAUGUUCACGAAUUUCAGUAAACCAGGUAACGAUGCGCCAAAUUGCCGUCCGCGAUUAUUAUCAUCGCCAUUGACGGCGAAAACGGCGCGUCGAUUUCGAUACGUCAUUUAAUAAUAUUAUUAUUAUUAUUAUUUUAAAUCAUAUAUUUCGCGCGACACUGUUUAUACCGGUAAACGAAAUUUACCAGGUUUCUUUGUCGCCGAGGACGGGACUGUUAUAACGAGCCUUUUUUUUUUUUUUAAUUAUUAUUAUGAGAGAAAGAGAAUGAUUCAUUUGUUGUAUCACGAAAAUAUCUAUUUAUUGGAUCCAUCCUGAACGCAUUUUCUUGACUACAUUUUCUUCGUCCGAAGAUGAGGAGAAGCAAAAGAAAAAAGGAAAAAUUCAAGUAAUAUUAUAUCAAUUGUUCAUUUAUUAUAUUUAAAAUCUAUCUAAUCGUCAUUUGAAAUCAAUCUUUAGAUUUGUUUUUGUUGUUUUAUACAAUUUUAUCGAUUACAAAGUAUAUUCCUCGAGAUUUUGUUUUAUUAAACUGUUGAAAUUGAACGAAAACGUUGAUCUAUAUAUUUUUGAAAUAUCAUUUUUAUAUUUUUAAUAUCUACUUUAUUUUUUUUUGUUAAAGGGGACUUCUCCUAUAUACGCGACGAGAUCGAAUUCCUUUAACAUCUUUUCUACAUUUUUCUGUUUUACAACGUUAUAUUAAAUUGAUAGAAUUUAUGCGUUACGCUGAUUGAAAAAGAAUAUUUCAAAUCAUUCGAGUAUUUUCAUAUUAUAUUUAUUACAGGGAAAUUAAUUAUUAUCAAAGAUAUAUUUAUCAAAAGGAAAAAAAAGGAAAAAAAUGCAUAUUAUUAAUUAAACGUAAAUAAAAAAAAAUCCUUGAUGAUAUGAAAAGAGACAGAAAAAAAAGAAUCUAACUUCCUUCCUCGUAAAUUUCGAUCAAUAAUUCGUAUCGAUCAGCGUUACCGCAUUUGUGUUUCAAUGAAUUACACGAAUCAUUCGAGUGUAUACCGCAAAAAAAAAAAAAAAAAAAAAAAAAAAAAGAAAGAAAAAAGGAGAGAGAGGAAAAAUAAAACACGGCUUUCAAGAUAUUAUCCGUAUUCCAUAAAAUACGAAAUAUAAUAAAUAUGCGAGUUAUGGUUAUUAAUACGUCCAUUCGAUCAUUUCGAUUUGAUAUAAAACAAUAGAAAAUUUCCACCACAUAGGAAAAAUUAUUAAUCCGAUUCCCAGAUUCUCUCAAAUUCUCUUCUUUUCUCGUAUGAAAAUUUUUGUUGUUGCUGUUGUUGUCGACUCCAUUAAUUUUCUUUUACAUUUAUUUCGUAUUAACGAUUACCACCCUCUUAUAAUUUGAUCUCGUCGCGAUUGAAAAUUAAAAUAUAUAAUUUCUUUAUAUAUAUGUAACGUUAAAAAAAGAAAAAAAAAAAGAAAUAUAUAUUUUGUUAAUUUUUCGUUCGAGUCAAAUCGCAUCUUCAAGAUGUUAUUUUUUGACGGAAAAAGGAAAAAAGAAAAAAAAAAAAAAAGAAAAGUAAAAACAACGAAGGACUUCCUCGGAAGAUUUGAAAGAAAUUUUGCUCGAGAGAGAAAGAGAGUGAGAGAGAGAGAGAUGUUAAUCAACGUUUUUCGUCGAUAAGAUCGAUGUAAAUGGAUACGAUGAAAAAAAAAAAAAUUCGCGAUGAAAAACGCCACGGCGAUGAUAAAACAUGAAUUCCAAGGAAACGAAGAGAAAAGAAACAAAAGAGAAGAAAGGAAGAAAAAAAAAGAAAAGAAUAUCAUAAUACGAUAAACAUUAUCGAUACCUGAUAUAUUCCUGGUUGCGGAUAAUAAUAACCACAAAAAAAAGAAAAAUCCCCAUUCCUGUGACCCCCCCCUCCCUCCCCCCUCUCCUCCGCCCCUCUCCAUAUACUUGACAAAUGUACAAGUUAUAUGUUAAAUUUAAAUCGAACCCCAUCCUUUUGUCACACCAUACCUAAAAUCUAAAAAAUAAACUAAAAAUAAAAGAAGGAACCGUUGAUAAUAAUAUCAUUUGAUUAUCAUAUUUUUCAAACGUAUUAUAUUAAAUGAAAAAGAAAAAUAUAUUUAAAGAGGGAUGAAUUCCCCCCCAAUGAUUAAUCGUUGAUUGCCAAUUCCAAAAGUUAUAUCAAAAUAUAUAAAAUAAUUCAAAAUAAUAGUAUUGGCUUUGAAUAUAUUAAUUCGUCAUCGAUUAAGUUAUAAAUUUUCCAUCAAUCAAAAAUCAUCUAUUAAAAACUCUUCCCUCGAUGUAUUUUACGUAUACGUACCGUAUAUGUGACAACACAAAGGAUAAAAGGAUAUUUAUUUUAUUCUUUUCCGAACGAAGGAAGACAGGACAAAACACAAUAUCAAAGAAUUUAAUUCCACGAAUGUCCGAAGGAAAAAAUUGAUGAUAACCCUAUUGACAAUUGGGAAGAAGAAUCAAUGUGAAAUUACGCAAGGACACGAGUCACAGAUUAUACUGUUGACGUGUUUGUGUUGACGAUUAAACCAACAUCUAUGCAAUACUAUGAACGAAAUGAACGUACACGUGGUGUUGAUAUUAUUCUAUCGAUAUUUACACCUGUUUCGAUCGUUUUAAAAAAAAAAAAAAAAGAAAAAAACAAAUACAAAUAUGUAAGAACGAUCAAAAAAUAAUUUGCCAUCUUGCGAGAAGAAGAUACCUUUUCAAGCCGUCCAAUUGUAGGAAAACAUUUCUUCUUGAAGACGAUACAAAAUACAUUCAAGUGUAUCGAUUUCAUAUUUUCUCUCUCUCUCUCUAUUUCUCUAUGUCUUUAUCUACUAUUGUUAUUUUAUUCGAUCUAUAUUAUAUUAUAUUAACUAACCUUUUAAACUCGAUUAUCGAAGAAUAAUAUCGAAAUCGAGAAUUAUUAUUGUUAUUAUUAUUAUUCAGCCCGUCCUCCCGCGAUCCGAUUGUUGUUGUUGCAUUUGUUGUUGCACACGAUUUUAAUAAAAAUAAUUUUGAAGAAAAUCGAUUAUAAUAUAACAAACAAACACAUUGCGUUUAACGAAAAUAAUCGUCAAUCGAAGAUUCGUCAUUUUUAUCUCUGCCACGCCGGAAGAUCCUAAAAUAAGGAUUUCCGGAAUAAUGUGAUCCGAUUGAAAUUAUUGAAGAAAAAAAAAACAAGAAAUCGAUACGAAUAUUUUUCGUACGAUUUAUUCGAAGAGAUCUAUUUCUUUUUUUUUUUUCAAUGAUUCUCCUCCAAUCCGACGGAUUACUUCCUUUUUUUUUGUUUCUUUCUUAAACUACUUGAAGAUAAUUAGAAAAAAAAAAAUAAAGAAACACUGGAAUGGAGAGGACAACGAGAUUCGAGGGAUUCCUUCGAUCGGAGGAUAUCCACAGGGCUGGGAUUGGAGAUAGACAAGAUGGACCAGCAGUAUUGCCUACGGUGGAACAAUCACCCAGCCAACCUUACUGACGUACUCAGUUCGCUGCUUGCCAGAGAGGCACUUUGCGACGUUACCUUGGCUUGCGUUGGAGAAACCUUUAAGGCGCACCAGACGAUACUCUCUGCUUGUAGUCCUUACUUCGAGACUAUUUUCCUCCAGAACAAUCAUCCCCAUCCGAUAAUAUUCCUGAAGGAUGUCAACGAUACAGAAAUGAAAGCGUUGCUGCACUUUAUGUAUAAGGGAGAAGUUAACGUUAGUCAGCAUGUACUACCGAUGUUCCUCAAAACAGCUGAGGCGUUACAAAUCAGAGGCCUCACAGAUAAUAGUGUAAAUAACAAGACAGGAGAAAAGAGUCCUUCGCCUGAACCAGAAACACAAACUGGUAUCAGGCAUACAGAUUCGCCUAAUCUCCAAUCGCAUCCUGAAAAGAGGAAAAGAAAAUUUUCUGGCAGCUAUGAUGUUUCGCUUACUGGGCCUCCUAGCGAAAGAUUCUUGUCUGAUUCUCAGGUAUCUUCGCAAUGUAAUUAUAAAUCAAGUCCGCCUAUUAUUCCAAAGGUAAAUAAUGCCCUGGGAACAGAAUUAGAGGAUGGUAGUCGACCUAUGUCUCCUGCAUCGCAACCGCAAGCUCCUAUCAAGCAAGAAUUAGACCACCACUUAUCGGAUUUCCAUGACAAUAUAUCUCUCCCAACUAAUGUGGAGUGGAUAGUUCAAAGGGAUGGGAAGAGUGACGAAACAAUGGACGUACAGAACAUGACUCCCAAUCAUCCAGAUUCAACUGUGAUGCGAGUUUCACGAGAAAGUACCAUCAUGGCUGGAGGUUCUUUAUGUAUCAAUGUGUCAGGAACUAUGCGAGAAUUUGAGGAUCAACAUAGCUCUUUGCAAAAUCGUAUCUUUCCUAUAAACUCACAACAUUCUGAAUAUAAGAACGACAAUGUAGGGUCCAAUUUGCAGUAUAUGUCUUUGUCAGAUUAUAGUAAAAAUGUUAAAUUGUCAUCAAUUAAUAACAACGAUCUAUCAAGAUCUAUGAGAGUAAAUAAUUUACAACAGGAAAUGCCAGUGAUACAGUCUACUUUGCGUAACACUUUGCAACGUAAUAUUUUUCAAGGUAGAAGGGCUGGUAAAUUUAAACUCAGCUGGUUAAAUGCAUAUCAGUGGCUUCAAUACGACAAACAGUCAAAUCUUAUGUUUUGCAAAUAUUGUAGAAAAUGGAGCAAUUCCAUUCCAGAAAUACGUACCUCUUUUGCUGCAGGAAAUGGCAAUUUUAGAUUAGAAAUUAUAAAUCAUCAUGAUAAAUGCAAGGCUCACAAACUAUGCGUAGCUAAAGAAAGCGGUACUAAAGAAAAUUACUCUUAUAUUAAAAACACUUGUUGAAUACUCGCUUCGACAAGCAU
Molecule: messenger RNA, 6023 nt
Organism: Polistes canadensis
Lineage: Eukaryota; Metazoa; Arthropoda; Insecta; Hymenoptera; Vespidae
Product: hypermethylated in cancer 2 protein-like
Exons: 4
Coding region: 4609-6003 (464 amino acids)
Biological process (GO): regulation of transcription by RNA polymerase II
Cellular component (GO): nucleus
Molecular function (GO): protein binding
Source: RefSeq, a predicted model, not a curated record